GAAAAGUUGAAAAUUUAUUAAUUCUAAAAACUGAUCAUUUAGUGACAAUUGAGGCAAUUUUGUUAUUUAAUAAAAAUAUUGUGGAUAUUAAAGCACCAAAAAAACGACUUGGCAUGACUUUGAUCCUUUUUUGAAACUUCGUCAAAAUGAAUCAAGAACUCAACAUUAUUGACAACAAUUGCUGUCCUAUUGACCAACGAUUCAUAUUUGAAAUGACCAAAUCUAGAAAAAACACCAAAAACGAAGGACACGCAGUUUACAAGAUUCUAAAAUUUUCAUCAGAAUGGACGCACGAAGAAGUGAUUAGACAAAUUUCAAAAUUGAGUCCUUCAACUUAUCCAAAUUUAUUUAUAUUCGUGGUUGAAUUAAAUGAGUUAAAAUUCUUGGGAUCAAAAUCAGCACAAAAGAAUGUGAUAUUCAAGAUUAAAUUGUUGAAAAAUAUUUUGCUUAACUUUUGUGAAAAUCGAUCAGCAAUCCUCCAGGUAACAUCAAAAACUGAAAAAAUAACAAAAUUUUAUUACAAAGAAAAGCGUUUUGAUGAGUUUUUGGAUGUCAGUUUACAGCAGAAUCAGCAUGAAGUCAUUAAAGAUUUUUCAACAUUUUUAAAAAGUUUAUUGAAAGGAGAACUUCCUGAAUUGGAAUCAGAUUUGAUUGAUCAAAUUAUAAUUGCAGAGCAUUUUGAAUUGAUUUUAAAAAUAAUUCAAAUUUUGGAAUUUUCAAAAAAGUUUUAUAAUGAUUUAAUUUUAAAAUGUGCUGCAAAGAGGUCAAGUGAGAAUUUAAUGGAUAUAUGGAAUAUACAAGGUCAUAGUUUCGAAGAUGAAAUUGCAAAUACAAUUAUCAAUGAAGGCACAAACAUCUCAGGACUGUCAGUUGCUGUCGAAAAUUCCAACAUCGAAGUUGUCAAUUUCUUAGUUAAAAAUAUGCCGCAUUUAAUCAGCAAACUACCAUUUGAGCAUCAAAUAGAAGUCACUACAACAGCACUUAACUCCAAAAACUAUGAAAUUUUAUGUGAUUUGAUUGAAUUUGCUGACUUUCCGUUUCCAAAAGGUUUUGAAACCAUAAAAAUUGACAAUACGAGAUUAUGUCAAAUUUUAAAAGACCGAGAAGAAUUUUCGGCAGCAAUCCUGGAACAAAAUAUUGAAAAAAUGUCAAAAUUUAUCGAAAAUAAUUCAACCCUUAAAAUUGUGUACAGCAUUUAUAAUGAGUCAGCACUUUGUUUAGCAUUGGAUACUAAAAAUUUUAAAUCGUUUUGCUAUUUAAAGUCUCUUGGGUUCUUAGCGAUAGAAUUCGAUCGUUAUAAACAAUUUAUUGAUGACGAUAAAGAUUUGGAGCUGAUUUCCGAGCAGACUAUGCAACAAACGAAAGAUAAUGUUGAAGACUCUCUAGCUGAUGAACAAAAGGCAGUCAAAUUAUUGACAUUAAGAUCAUUCAUUCAUAACAAAAGAAUUGAUAAGCAGACAGAAGUGGAUUAUCGACGUAAAAUCAAAAAAUGGUAUAAAGAUAUUUAUGAUAGUAAAUUCGGAUCAGAACUCCUUGAUGCUGCAUCACAAUGUAGUCAUUUGAAAAUAAUAUUUGACUUUGAAUGUAAAACUAUCGAGAACAUGGACAUGCAAGAUAUUGGAGCCUUAGGAUCAACAUACACUGGAUAUAAAUGGAUAUUCAUUGCAGCACAAACGUCCGACAAUUUGAACCAAGAGCUGCAAAUUAAAGGAAUCAUUGCACAUGAGUUGUGUCAUUAUGUCCUACGAAUAGUUUAUGAAAAUCAGGAGAAGCCGUAUCGAAUAUGCAGCCAUGAAGUUUCAAUAGUUUUUGAGGCUAUAGUAUCGAAUUAUAAGGAAUUAUUAAGCAAUGAUAUCAAAGAUAAUGUUGAUGAUGGAUGUGAAGGAAUCAUUUCAACAGUCUAUAAAAAAUAUGCAAGUGAAGAUCAUGUUGCUGAGUUGAUUGUGAGGGUUCCUCAAAUAUUGGCGCAAUUUGUACGUGACCCAGAAAAAUGCAAUGAAAUAACAACUAGAUUCAACUUGUUGUUUGACUUUUAUGAGCAAUAUGUUGUGCCUGAGUUGAGAAAGUUUAAUCUGACAAGAUUGGAAGACAUCCGAAAAUUGAACAAAAAUAUUGGAAUUUUGAAGGAACUUGAACAAAAUUUGUGUGACUUUUCAACCACAAAGGAGCCAUGUGAUUAUAUUAACGAAGAUCUUGUCAUAAUAAUCACAAAUAUUCCAAAACUCUUCCUUAUCAGCAUUUUCAAUUAUUUCCAAAAUAAAUAUGCAAAUUUUAUAGAUUCAUCUGUGAUAUUUACGGCCUCAGAUAUCCUCAAAAAUCAAUCAAUGUUUACCGAUUUUAAAAAAGUUGUAGAUGAAAAUAGAAAUUUAUGUGUUUUUGUGGACUGUUUUGGAGAUUUUGGAAGUAACAUCAAGCACAUAGUUGUUAACAGCUCAUCAAAAUACUUCUUUGUUGUAUUCUACGAUGAAGAUUAUGAUGACUUGGCAGAAUACCUAAAGGAUGUCAAUGCAAAAAUAACAAAAAAGGAAAUAAGUUUUUUUUGGAAUGAUUUGGACCCGAAAACGCAAGAAAAUUUACUAAAAUCAAAAGUUAAGUUUCAAACAAAACCAAAAAUUCCUCUGAUUGACUUGCUGGAAGUUAAAAACGAUCAAAAUGAGAAUUUAAACAAAAUUCUUGAUUAUCAGUUGUUGGAUUUAUUGAUUAAUCGAUCGGAAGUAACUAUCAAUGUAGAUUCUGUGAACAUAGUCGACGAUAAAGCAUUCAAGUCAUUAUUUAAAAAUAGAAUUCUUAUAAAAACAUUUAAAAUUCCAACUCAAGAUCUCAAUGAAGACAGCUCAGUUCCAGUUAAAGCUAUUAACUCAAUCGAAGUAUUUCCAGAUGAAAUGCUCCAAAAUUCAACGAAUAACAACAUCAUCUUAAUAUCUGAUGUCGCUGGAACUGGUAAAAGCUGGAUACUCAAAAACAUAACAACUAAAUGCAAGACGCAAUAUCCACAAAGAUGGAUUACUUAUGUGAAUUUGAAUCAAUGCAUCAAUUUGAUAAAAUCCCAAAAAACUGACAUAACGUACGUCCGCUUCAUGACACAAUUAAUAUUAAAAUCUAAAAAUAAUUUUGAAAAGAGAAUUUACGAAAAAAUGUACAAAAAUGGAGCCACGUGCGUCCUAUUUGAUGGAUACGAUGAGAUUGCCGCAGAUUAUGGUUCAUUUUUGAUCAAAAUGUUUCGAUCAUUUGAAGCUAAUAAUGGCAAUCAAUUAUGGAUCACAACUAGGGAUUAUCUUGAGAAGGAUUUACAGGAAAAGUUGCAUCUUACUACAGUUUACAAAAUUAAGCCAUUUACUAAAAGUGAUGGGAUAGAUUUGAUAGCUUUACAUUGGAUGGUAGAUGAAAUUGAAGAGGACUCAAAAACAUUUCAUGAAUUAGCUCAAGCCUUGUGCAGUAAAAUCUCAUCAGAUGAGCACAAUUUAAUUGGAAUUCCUCAAUUCUACGCAUUGAUUGCGGACGUCUUUAAAGACAACAAAAUUACGGAUGAGAAAAUUUCAAACUAUUUCAUUUAUUUCAAAUUUGUGGAGAAGCAAUUCGGAAUUUGGGCAUACGAAAAUGUAGCAUCCAGAAAGCAAGACCGAAUUGAUGCAGAAAGCAAGUCACUGACAUACACAGAAAUCCACCAGUAUCUUGCCAUGAGAGGAUUAUUUCCAAAUAUUUCACAAUUUUGUCAACUUAUCCGUGAUAUCAUCGACUGGCCUGACAAUAAGAUAGCUGACUGUGGAAUGACAACAAAAAUUGAAGACAUUUUAAGUUUUUCACAUAAGACUUUGAUGGAAUAUUUUGCGGCUGACUUUAUCGUCAAAAACUUAAAGAAUAACUAUUGGCAAAAUUUUGCAGACUUUUUUAGGUUUUUGACAAAAUUCUUGACAGAUCCACGAUUUAAUAUUGUGAGGAUGUUCUUUAAUGAUGCUUUGUCUGACGGUGUAGUUUUAAGGAAGCUAGACAAUAAGAUUCAAAGAUUCUCAAAAGAAUUCAGCCAAAAUUCAACUGGAUUAGAGAACUUUUCAGCAGUUUUUAAAGAAAAUCAGGAAAAUCUUGUAAAUUUUCUGUUACUUAUCCUGAAAAAUGGAAGCUAUGACAAAGUUAAGAAUCUUUUGCAUCAAAAUAUUCGAGAAAUAAUCAGCAAUACUCAAAAUUCACAGCAAAUCAUAAAGUUCCAAUCAUUUUACAUUGGAUUCCUAACUCCAGUAGACCUAAAAGACUUUUUGGUCAAAAGAAAUGUUCUCGUCCAGUUAAUAAACUCUAAACUUGAUUUAGUCGUGUUUGAGGAUUUAAUAGAAAGACUGGAAGAAGAAAUCGAUGUUAAACAUUUAGUAAAGCACAGAGAUCAUGUUGAUAGGAACUUAUUAUCCUCAUUGUGUUGGUCAAAAGGCUACAAUGCAGAUAUACUAGCAGGAAUCCUAAAACUUGUAAAAAAAUAUUUAAAUAAUUUAGAAAUAUUUGAUAUGAUAGAAAAAUGUGACAGUAAUGGCAACAACAUGCUGCACAUUUGUGUAGAGAAACAAAAUGGUGAAUCUUUGAUAUUUACGUGGAAAGAGUUAGAAAAUUUUUGCUCUCAAUUUAUGCCCGAACAAAAGUUUAAAGACAUUAUUAAUCAGCAAACAUCAAUCAAUAAUCACAGCCUGCUGCACUUAGCUGCAAGUUGCAAAAAUCUUGAUUUUCAUUCAAUUGUAUGGAAUCUUGUGUCCAAAAAUUUAGAAAAUCGAGAAGAUCUUUGGAGUUUAAUAUCAAAACAAGACAAAAAUGGCUACAACUUUGUUCAUCAUCUUGUGAGCAGCAAUACAGCAAUUGUCGUUGACUUUACAUUCUUAAAACUCAAAGAAAGGCUCAGCGAUGCACACUUCAAAAUGAUUCUGAAUUCCAAAGGAUUUGCUAAACGAAACUUACUUCAAACAGCCGUCUGUAACACAAAAGACAUCAACCUACAUCAAGUUCUUUGGACAGUUUUCAAAAAUACAUUUAAAUCUGGAAAAGAACUGCUCGAUGUUCUCAAUGAAGUUGACAUUUACUUCUGGAAUGUCUUCCAACUUGCUGCAUCAUUUACAACAGAUGAAAUUUUUGAAUUUAUAAUUAAUGAAGUUGAACAAAUUUGUCAAAUUGAAGAAAUUAAGAAAGUUUUAGCAAACACAAAGACCUGGAAACGAAGCUUGUUGUUGACAGCUGCUGAAUGCAAUAAAUCUGCUAAGCUUCAUGAAACUUUAUGGACGUAUAUUCAAAAAUAUUUCAACUCCACUGAAGUUAUGGAAAUUGUAAGGCAGACAAGUAAGGAUGGGAAGAAUCUGUUGAUGAUAACUAGUGAGAAGAAUACGCAAGAGGUUACGAAUUUGACAUGGAAGCAAAUCCUUAAAUCAAUUGAUAAGAAUGAGAAUAAUAUUAACGAAUUAAUAAAAAUGAUCCAACCUCACGAAGUCGUUCUCAAAAGUAUUUUAAACAUUCAAAUUUUUAAAGAUGACUCAACAAAAAUUCCAACUAAAAACCUCAUCAGCGAUCCAUUUGGAAUAUUUCCAUCAAAGCAGAUAUCUUAUAAAGAUUCAAAUGACUUAAGAUCUUAUGCAUCAUGUGAUCGACUAGAAGUACAUGAAAGUUUGUGGGAAUUUAUGAUUAAAACCUUUGAAAAUCGCGAUGAAUUACAGAAUUUAAUCUUGCAAAAAGACGACGAAGGAAACAACUUUUUGCAUCUCUUGACAAUCAGCAGCACAUCAGGAAUUAUUGAAUAUACUUUCGGAGUCCUCAAAAAUAAUUUCAACUUUAAGCAGUUCCAAGAUACUUUAAACUCAAAAGGAUUUCAUGGAAGAAAUUUAUUCCAUACAGCUGCAUGUGCAUCAAGGAAUAUCGAGGUCCAUCGAACUCUAUUAACCAAUCUAAGAACGUCUUGUAAAUCAGAAAAGGACGUCUUUGCAACUCUAAAUGAAGUCGAUGACGAAAAAAGAAACAUUUUGGAAUGUCUGUUGUGCUUUUCAAGUCCACACGUGACAAACUUUAUGAUUGAGGAAUUGUUAAAAAUUGAAUCUAGUGACUUAAUUAAAAAUCAAAUGGAAAAUAUCAAUGCUUUUAAGGAAAACCUUCCACAAUCAGUUAUUCGACAUAAUAAGUCUAUCGAUUCACAUCAAAAUUUGUGGACAACUCUUUGUAAAUAUUUUGAUACUUUAGAAUUGAUGGAAAUGAUAAAGCACAAUGACAUCGAAGGUAAGAACAUCCUGCAAGCCUCAAUUGCUUAUAAUUCAGUUGAGAUACUUAAAACUACAUGGCAGGAAGUAAAUAACAUUGCGGAUAAUUUUGAUGGCAAGGAACUGAUCGACUUGAUUCAGCAUAAAGACAUAAAUGGAAGAAAUUUGAUGCAUUUGUGCAUUGACUCGCAAAUGGAAGCAAAACUUGAAUUCUUAUGGACGAAAAUUGAAGAAUAUUUCAAUAAUGAGCAGUUUGAAGACUUUGUAGCGCAGCAAUCAUCUUCAAAAGGUCACACCAUCUUUCAUCAUGCAGCAUAUUGCCAACAAGUCGACUUCCAUGCUAUUUUAUGGACACUGGUGAAGAAUUCAUUUAAAUCUUAUGAUAAGUUGAAGAAUUUGGCAUUGCAAGUUGAUAAAGAUGGCAAUAACUUCUUACAUCUAUCUGUAGUUGAGAGUGAUCCGAAAGUCAUUGAAGUGACAUUCAAAAUCCUUCAAGAAAGCUUAAACGAAGCUGACUAUUGCAACAUUUUAAAAUCAACAGGCUUUGAAGGAAGGAACAUCAUCCAGCGAGCAAUUUGUGAAUCAGAUAAUCCAGAAAUGCACCAAAAUUUAUGGAAAAUUAUUAAAACUUCAGACAAGAUGUUCUUACAAAUUAUAGGGCACAAAGAUGAUCAUAAAAACAACAUAUUCCAUCUCCUAGCAUGCUUCUCAUCAUGUGAAAUCUUUGACUUGACAGUUACAAAUUUAGAAAAAGUUGCAUCACGCGAAGAAAUUAAAAAUUUAAUAAUUAGCUUGGAUUUUUGGAAGCGAAACUUCUUACAAAUCAUUGCAGAAUCGGAUAAAUCUUUGAAAUUCCACAAAAGCUUAUGGGCAGUCAUUCAAAAGCACUUAGAUGCACAUGAAUUAUUUGAAAUGAUCAAAAAUAGAGAUGAAGAUGGGAAAACUUAUUUGAAGACUAUAAAUGACCAAAAUGAUCAAAAUUUGAUAGUAUUAAGUUGGGAUGAAAUGUCAAAAUUUGUUAAUGGAAGUGAUCAAGAUGAGAAGGAGCUAAUGGAUGUCAUCAAAAAUUACGACUCAAUACUAAACUUCAUUUUAAAAGCUCCAAAUGUUCUCAAUGAUCCUUUUCAAAUCCUAAUGACAUCAACUGCCAACAAAGAAGGCUCAAAUGAUUUACAAGCUUAUGUCACAUGUGAUCAAAUUAAAGUACAUCAGGGCCUUUGGGAUUAUUUGUUAAAAACUUUUCAGAAUCAAGAGGAACUAAAGAAUUUUAUAAUUCAAAAAGAUGAGGAAGGCAAGAACUACAUUCAAGUUUUAGUGGCAAAAAAUAAAAUUGAAAUAAUUGAGUUCACAUUCAGAGUGAUUAAUGACAUUUUUGAUGAUAGUCAGUACCUCGAGAUAGUCAAGUCAAAAACUUCAAAAGGCUCAAAUUUACUUCAAUUUGCUUUGCAAGUAACGACGGACAUCAACAUUAUUAAAUUUAUUUGGAGAGUUUUAGAAAAUUCAAGCAAAUCAGAUCAAGAAUUCUCCGAAUUUCUCAUAGAAGUGAACUCCGAGAACAGGAACAUUUUGAACAUUUGUGCUGCACAUUCGACUGAAGAAGCUUUAGAAUUUUUAAUCAGCAAAUUAAACAAAAUUGAAAGUUUAGAAAAUAAUCGACAACAUUAAGGAAUUUAAAUAUUUUUCAAAGAAGUCUUUUGCAAUCAGCAGUUAUCAAAGUUAAACCAUUAAGCUUUAUUACAAGUCUUUUUGAAAUGAUUUUUAAAUACUUCUCAACAUUAGAAGUGUCCGAGAUCAUAUCAAAUACUGAUACAUUUGGAAGGAACAUUUUACACAAUUGUGUUGGCGCCAAAAAUAGUGAAAAUUUAAUUUUUAUUUUUAAUAAAUGCGAAAAUGUUUUCAAACUGCUAGAUUUGGAACCAAAGUUUAAAGAUCUCUUCAAAAAGCACACAAAUGACCAGAAAUUCAAUGUUUUAGACCACGCUGGGUAUUGCAAGGAUUCCGAGUUUCAUGGAACUUUUUGGAUUUUCUUGUUAAAAAUAUUUCAAGAUCGAAAUGAAUUGAAGGAUUUAGUCAUGCACAAAACAAAAAAUUUAAACAAUUACAUCAACAUCCUAGUAUCCGAAAAUAAUGCUGAGAUUUUCUUCAUGACAAUCAAAAUUUUGAAAAAGAAUCUUAAUGACAGUCAAUAUCUCGAAAUUUUAACAUCCAGGAGCUUUAAUGAAAGAACUCUUCUACAAAGAGUUGCGUGCUCUUCGAAAGAAAUCACAAUGCAUCAAGCUGUUUGGGAGACUGUUCAAGAUUUAUACAAAUCACACGCUGACUUCCUUAAAAGCCUUGAAGAUUGUGAUAAAGAUGGCGACAACUUGAUUCAUCUUGCAGCACGUUUUGGAUCAAAUUACACAUUUGAAUUCACAAUUUUAAAACUUGAAGGAAUUUUAUCAAAUGAGGAAAUCAAGAAAUUUCUCAAAACUUUAGGAUGUAAAGAUAGGAAUUUUAUGCAACGUGCAGCAUCAUGGAAUAAAUCACUUCCAACUCAUGUUGUCUUGUGGAAAACUUUAUCAAAAUAUUUCUCAAAUACUGAAAUUGUUGAGUUUAUCAAGCACACAAUUGCCAAAAAUGCUGAACUUAAUAUGUUUGCUUUGGCUGUUAGCUACAAUACUAAAGAAGUUUUGGACUUUACAUGGAAGAAAAUCAAAUUUUACAUCAAAAAGAGAGAGGAUCAAGUUAAUUUUUUAAAAGGAACUUGGCAAAUUGGAGAGACUUUGCAUGAACUGUCGAAAAAAAAUAAAAAUGAUCCGGGAGUUCAAGAAUGGGUUGAGAAUUUGCUAAGUGAGUAUAAGUUGGAGUCCAUCAUUAAUGAAGAGUCGUAUAUGAAAAAGAUUAGGAAGCUUAUUGGAUAAAUUCGGGGAUUGUUAUUUGAAAGUGGACAUCAAAGCAUCUUUUGAUAUAUUUUUAUUAAAUGUGUUGUAUUAAGUUCAAUAAAAACUAGUUAUGGACAUUUAAUAACCUUCACUCAUCCUACUUAAUCUCGACUACAACAUAGCUAUGUCCAAACCUAGUCUACAUUCUUUAACAUAGAAAAUUUGAUUACAAAACAUUUUAAUUGUGUAUCUAGUUACAUUUAAAGCUAGCUAUGUUGUCUCUAAACGCUUUUAAGGCCCACAUGGAUGGAAAUAAAACUGCAGCCGUUCAUAUUUAUCGUCAUAUUCUUCCUGACUUAUCAUUACAAAAUCAAUUUUGUCAAAUUUCCUUUCUAGCAGUUCCUUUUUCUUCAUUAAUGGACUAUUAGUCAAGCAAUAAUUUCCAACAACAUUUGUGACUUUUCCACUGCUUAUAAACAGUUUUAAGACAUCAUUUGAUGGAAGCAGCAGUUCCAAUGACUUUAAACCACGAAUUUUUUGAAUAAAUCUUUCAUGAUUUUCGACAAUAAAUUUUAAAAAUUUCUCAUAAUUGACAUUCACGAUUGUUAAGCUCUGAAGUUUUGGGAGAUUUUUGGCAAUUUGUGUCCAACUUGCGAUAUCAAAAAGGACAUCCUCGUAGGUUAUGACGAGACUUUCAAGAUUUGGACUGGACAAAUAAUGCAGGAGGUCCUGAUUGCAGCUUUCAAUAUGAAAUUCCUUCAAAUGUCUCAAAUUUCUUAGCGGAUUUGCAGUCACUUUGAUAUCCGGAUAGCAUCCGAAAAGUCGAUGAUCAAUUCCAAAAUGAACAUUGAGGCAUUUGAGACCAGGCAGGCUGGUUGUGUCAAAUUCAUCAAAGUUUUGAUUUUUAUUCCCUCGAUAAUAUCGGAAGUAUGUCAAAUUUUUCAGCACGACAAGUUCCUUGUCUUCUUCAGUUGGACUUUGUGGCUUCUGGAUGUUGAAAUAAGGCAGCAGACCAUGAGUUGUGAGGCUUUUGAGGUUCUUAAGUUUUGAUAUUCCAUCAGCAAUUUCAGCUUCGCAGCUCCAUGAAAAGACUCGAAGUUCUUCAAGGCAUUCGGACUGUUUAAGUAGGAAUUUAUUCAAGUAUGUGUAGUCACAUUCAGCAUAGAAUGAUGGAACGAUCCUCAACGUAUUAAGCUUGAAGUUCAUCUUGUCAAUCGUCUCAGCUGAAAAUAUUAUAUCCAUUUGACCAACUUUAAGUUCCAGACACAGUAAGUCAUUUUGUUGACACAGGAAUGAAAUCAGUGAUUCAUGAUGAAUUUGAGUCUCGACGGAACUUCGAAAACAGAACUUUUUUAAAUUUUUACAGUUCCUUAGCUCAUGAAAAAUCACAGCUGGAUCAAUUUUGUAGAAAAAAGCUUCCAAAUUUUCAAGUUUUGUCAAAUUUAAUUCACCAAAAAUUUCAUCUUCACAUUCGAGUAAGCUCAUUAACUGUGCAAUUAUGAUGUCAUCCUGCUCAUUAUCAACUGAUCGCUGCUUAUGCAAUCGCUGUGAAUUCAUGAGAUUCAAUUUAAGCUUUAUUGUCUUUGGCAUAAAAUGCAAUAGCCUGAAAUAUAUGCAAGAUCCAUUACUGCACUCAAUUUCAACGUUCCUCACAUAUUUUCCAUAUUCCUUAAUAAAUGGCACUUUGGAUUUCCAAUUUUUCUCAUUCAACCUCAAUGUUAAUUUCUUCAUGAUGUCUGGUGAGUGAAUGAUUACAUCUCGGAAUGAACUUGAUGCUUCAAGGCAUGAUUUGAGGGAAAAUAUGUCAAGAUGGAUGAGGACUAGCUCGAUAAGCUCCGGUGAUAAGUAGUUGAGCAUUAUUGCUGGAAGAAAAAUGAUAGGAAUUGAUUAACAACUUGAUAUGGAGUUAAUG
Molecule: messenger RNA, 10985 nt
Organism: Chironomus riparius
Lineage: Eukaryota; Metazoa; Arthropoda; Insecta; Diptera; Chironomidae
Source: the annotation of a GenBank genome assembly